AUGGAGGGAAACGCACGAAUACCACUACUUCAGUUAUUCCCAGAACUGACAACGCCAAUAUUGGCGGACCAGAUCGAGGAGAGACGGCUGUCCAUGCCAACACCACCAGUGGUCGCCCCAGCACAGAGACCCGAUACAGCGAUACCGCCCGCUCGAGACGUGAAGCUCAUCUUCAUCUGUGACUCUUUCUACGCGCCCUCACACUGGAGUCGUCUGCAUGCGAAGCUCAUCCACCUCAAGCUUUACCUUUGUGAAUUUCUCGAGCUAGGGAGCACUCAGGUCCCGGAGGACCCGUCUGGCCGCAAAAACCUCAGAGACGACACUAGUCAGAUUCAUGCCGCGACUCUUCGAGCCCUGCAGGCAGGCACAGAUGUAAUUAUCAUUGCUCACGGCUAUGCUGGCUGUCCGACCAACAAUGCGCUUCAAGGCCUCGACAUUCGAUCUCGCACAGCCGCAGGCGCGAGCACGUGUGUCAGGGGACUCAUAUUUAUCGCUGCCAUGCCUUUGAUGACAGGCUUGACCGUGUUGCAGCAGUUCGGCGGUAUUGCUCUUGAUUGCCAUGUCUUUGAGGAGCACGGCACUUUCAUUUUCAUGAAGAAUCCUCCUGGGGCCGCCAAAUGUUUAUUCAAUGACCUGCCAGAUGACGAAGCUCACCUAUGGGCUAGCAAUCUGCUCGGUCAAUCUUGGAUGGCUUACUGCGAGCAAACCGAUCAUGCCGCCUACGAGCUCAUUCCGUCGGUUUACGUGAAGUGCGGCGAGGAUCGGGCCUUCCCACAUGGAUGGCAAGACGCAGUGAUUGAGAACUCACAAAGUAUCGGAGCAAUCCUGAAGGUGCACGAGAUGCGCCGAUUCGAGGAUGAGUUUGCGAUGUUCAUCUACGAGACCGUGGAGGAUUUGCGAUACCGCGAUAUGCAGUGGCUGAUGUAG
Molecule: messenger RNA, 927 nt
Organism: Cercospora beticola
Lineage: Eukaryota; Fungi; Ascomycota; Dothideomycetes; Mycosphaerellales; Mycosphaerellaceae
Source: RefSeq, a predicted model, not a curated record